AUGCCUGGAUAUGAGUUAUCUUUCGCGGACCGAUCAGUAAUCGAUAAAAAACAUUUAUGCCCUAAAUGUGAGGGUCUUCUCAGAGAAGCUGUGCAAACAAUAGCGUGUGGUCAUCGGUACUGUAAGACAUGCGUGGAAACGAUUCUAAGGUAAGAACGUUGUAUCUCAUCAUUGGCCUAGGCAGCUGAAAUACGCUUCUUCCGAAAGCAAUUAGUUUACUGUAGAUAAAUGACUGAUAUCAAGCGAAUAACUACAAAUGCUGACGAUAGCUGUCUGGCUAAUGUGGUGCAGAUAAAUGGUAACUGUAAUUCAAGCCCCAGAAUGUUCAAAAGGUGGAUAAUGCUUUAUAAACUGGAUCAUGGAUAAAUCACCUUUCAGGUGAAAAAAGCAAUUCAGUGUUCUUUUUACCUAUCCAGUGGAUAGUGGUUUUCCGGUGGAUGGCGCUAUCCAACGUUUGAACAACUGGGGCCAUGUGAUAAUAAAUUAACUAUUGUAAGCUGGCAAAUAUACUGCAGAUAUAAAUCAACCUCGUUCCCACGGGGGCCGAGUAGGGGAGGACCCUGGGAACGAGGUUGGGUAUAAAUCCGGUAAUAUGUAAAGAUAUUCUACCGAUAAGUGGUUAUAUACACACUGAUCCCUGCCUUUACUUAAUUUACAGGCAAGAAGUUGGAAAAUGCAUCAUCGACAGUUCAGAUAUUCAUAAAGAACAGGUUUGAAUUUUUGUUCUCCAUAAUGCGUUUUGACGUAAUAACACCUUGGUGGCUGAACCUUUGAAUAAACAGGCCGGUAUGAAAUACAAAACACUAACUGGAUCACCCCAUGAAAUUUUUGCUUGGGAAAUCCCGGGGGCAGGGGUAGGGAGGAGCACGAGCUCAUUUCCCGUACAGCAGCUGGUGAAUCAAGCCUAGUGGAAUCCAGAAUGUUGGGCUUUGGAAUCUGGAAUCGAGCCUAAGGAAUCCGGAAUCCCACUAACGAUUGGCAUCUGGUAUCCAGUUCCAAUGUCAAAGAAUCUGAAAUCCAAUAACUAGAAUCCGGAAUCCAUGGCGUGGAAUCCAGAAUCCAAGACUGUCCCGGGAUUGCCUUAUAUGGGGUGACUAACGCUUCGUUCUAGUUAGUCUGGGUUCCUAUAACCGUGGGCCACCCGGUUAUGAUGCUGCAUCUUAAUAUAUACGCCCCAAUCCCUUUUUUUCCUAUUCAUGAACUAUCCCUUAACUCAGAUGGAAGAGCACCGCACUGCAAACCCUGGGCUUAAACCCUGGCCGGACCAUCAACCAGGGUCUCCAAAAAAAAAAAGGAAGAUCAUGCUGGAUAUGUUUAAUAUCAUGUCUCAGUUCAGAUGAUACUGGAAUUUGGCGGUGAUAUUAAGGCGUCGGCUUUGUCUCAGUUCACGAGUUAAUUCGAAGGGCCGACGUGAAACCACACUCUUUUUGUUCGAAAAGAUUAUGCAUCAGUCAAUUCCACCUGCGCCCAGCCCCCUCCCGCGAGCUACUGCUGGGCAUUUGCCCGCAUUGUCAGUCCCGGGGGUGGGGCAUUUGCAAAUUUUGCACUGCCCGGGAACCGGGCAUUUGCCAACCCCGGGGGGCAUUCCCGAGCUUUUUACAGGAACGCGGUUUCCUAUCAGGAUAUAACUACACAGAAGGUUUUACUGGAAAAAAAAGCAGAUUGGCUCAUCUGUCGAGAAUAGGAAUAAAUUGAAGAGGGUUAUAAAGGCAUGUUCUCGAUUUUAUGCAUGCAUUUCUUUAUUGCUUAUCACGCCAGAAUUACUUAGGGAAAUUGGAGCUAUCGAUGUGAAUCAACGUUUUUUGGUUAUUGAAUCAAAUUUCUGUUGAUAUUAUUUGAAGAACAUCCUUUCAUAUUUAUAAAACUAUUCAUAACAUAUAACUUUACAGCGCUCUAUUAAUUUUAAUGCCAAUAAUUUUAUAUCAAUACUAAAACCAUAAACUGGUGCAUGUCGUCGCGGCGUGAAGUCUUAAUUAGAAUCCCAGCGCUGAUACAAAGGAAGACGUUAAUUGAAACAAGAAAUCGCACAUUAAAAUGCUUAAAAUGGUACUAUUCGACUGUGCGAUCAAUGAAAAAUGUUGCAGUGUUGACGGAGGACGGGGCAUUUGCCCUCUUUUUUCGUCCCCACCCCGGGGGAUUUGACUGCUCAAGAGUCCCCACUCCAGGGAAUUUGCCAUCCAAGGCAAAAAAAAUGCUUAUGCCCGUGGGUCAUCCCGGGGCGGGAGGGCUGGGCGCUGGUUGAAUUGACUGAUGCAUUAAGGGAAGUUUCUUCAGUGAUGUAGUCCCCUUAUACUCCUCUGCCGCCGCAUCACUUAAGUCAUAGAUAUCAUACAAACUCAUAAAAUGGACAACCAUGCAGAUAGCGGUAGCCACUGCUGCCUUUUUUGCCGACGUUCUACUUUGCCUUCUGACGCUUUACUGUUCAUCAAAUCUGACACGUUCAUAUAAAAGAAGUUCCAGAAGUCAAGUUCAUAUAUAAAGUUAUUUUGGACAGUUGUUAUCUUCUCAUUUUCUAAUUUGAAUUGUAGAAUUAAAUCUCUACCAUUUUGCCGUUUACCUUAAACUUGACUUUAAAUCCAUCUAAUAUAUUACGUAAAGAGGACACGUUCUGUUUUCUUCUCACCUGCGACAUUCGAUUCUGAGGACAUUAAAAGCCAACCUUUUCGUUUACUCUGCAUUGGUCAAGUAGUAAAAGGGACUUGAAGGGGUUUACCGACAGCCGUCGUGGCCUAAAAAUUAACCGUCAACCGUCAAAAAAUGCAGGUCAAGAUUAGCCGUCAAAAAGGUUCAAAGUAUUUCAAAUCUCACUAUUUCAGCUGAUCUUCACGGCAUUCCGGCUCCCGAAGAAUUUCUAAACAAGACAGUUCCCAUGUUCUCAAAAACACUCAUUCUAGUUUGUCUAGACAUUACAAUACCUUGCAUGACAACCAUGCAAGACAACCUCCAAAACACAACAGUAAAUGUUUAAUUCAUACUGAAGUUAACAUUUACUUUAACUUUUAGACUAAUUUCCCACUUGAUAACCGUCAACCAUCAAAAGCUCUAACAUUGAACCGUCAGCCAUCAAUUAGAGAAAUUAACCGGCACCGUCAAAGCUACCACCCCAUUGAGACCCUCUAGUAAUUACUAUUUUCGUGUUCAAUAAAUGAUAUAGUACUUUUUUUCGUAUCACUCUGUAGGUAUUUUUUGACCGAUUUAUCGAGCGUGAAAUCCAGUCACUCUUGGUUCACUGCACUCAUCAAGAAGAAGGUUGUGAUUGGAAAGACGAGCUUAGGAAACGAGAGGUAACUUCUGCAUCGGCUUCUAUACUGUACUGUUGGGGUUCAGCGGGAUUAAUCUUAAUAAAUUGAAACACUUUACCCUUUUCGUCAAUUCCAGCUAUACAUUUUGUCAAGAUCGCUUUUGGAGAUUUAUUGUUUUGUCUUUUGGCUGUUGAUCCUAUUAUAACUUACGUUUGACUCGUGAAGGUUUAAUAGACCACCCAUAUCAACCAUAACCGUGAAAGCUACCAACCUCGUUCCCAGGGUUCUCUCUCAGAGAACCCUGGGAACGAGGUUGGAAAGCUACCACCCCAUCGUGAUAGACCUUCUGAACAAUGAAGCCCAUGAUACUACUGAUCAGCUGGAUUAUCUACGAAAUCUGUAGAGAUGUACAUAUAAAUUAUAUAAUAGACGAAAUAAAGCGAUUUCAGUUGGGCUGAAGUAGUAUAGGGCGCAUUAUUUACUAAAUGUUUUGGCGCAGAAAUCUUAUCAGCGUGUGAAAGAAGAUAUUCGGAAUAAAGCGAUUUCAAUUGGGCUAAAUUAUAAGACGCAUGAUUUACGACGUGUUUUGACACUGAAAGGAGUCUUAUCUGUCUUCUGUCAGAGUGUCACUGUGUCUAAGAACGUUGUUGAAAAAGGCGAUUUCAAUUUGGCCUAAGUAGCAUAGUUCUUUUUCUACAUGCUUAUGAAGUCUCAGCCAAUACCACAUGAGAGAAAACAAAACAAAAUAAUUGUAAUCGGGCGCGUUUUUACUUUUUCGGUAUUGGCAACCAGACAAUUCUUCUAACUUUCAGAUUGUUUUAAUUGGUUUUUCUAUAUUUUUUUCUGGUUUUACGAUACUCCUAGUUGGAAAGUUGCCGAUUCUACAAUAAAAUUCUCCGCGUAUUGUUCUAAAUUAUAGUUAUUAUUAACUUGUUCCUUAUUGUUGUAAUUGAAAAUUACGUUUUCUCGUGUGUUAGGAUCACGAAGCUGUGUGUGGUUACGUUCAAGUUCUAUGCGUGCAUUUAGGAUGCGGUGAACUAGUUACUAGAGCAAAACUGGGACAGCAUCUUGAGAAGUCGUGUAAACUCAGAAUGGGAAAAUGUGACCACUGCCAAGCUCUUGUUGAGUUUGCAUUUUUGGAGGUACGUAUGAUCAUGACCCUUCUGAAAUUAGGUGAAAUUGGUUCCAGUUUACCCUUACGAAGAUCCUCAUUUGGGAUACGAUCCUAUUAAUUAAGUAAUUUAAACCUUAACGUACUUUUAUACAAUAAAUUACUUUUCGUGAGAUAAUUAAUUGGUAUUAACUUCGUAAAGGAUCCCAUUUUUUAAUUUCCCUUUCCCCCUCCGCUCAUUGACUCUUUGCACAUUUCGUCAUGCCUCUAACCUGCUAACGUCUCAAAUCAUUAGAAAUCGGUGCCGGUAUUACAUCUCAUAAACAAGAGAUCUUUCUACCUACACGUUUAGGGUCUCUAUCUAAAACCAAAUCAGCCUGGAUACUUUGUUCACGGUGACGUCUAAACUAGUGACUGUAAUUCAUUAUUAUGCAAAGGAACACCAGGACUCUCAGUGUCCCUCCGUCCCUAUGGCUUGCACAGAAUGUGGGAGAAAGGACAUACCUCGUUCUCAGGUGAGUAAACGGAUAUCACAAGCACUUUUUGCAUCAAGCCAAUCGAAAAACCGACAACGCCAAAUACGGUGCACUUAACUGCUGUACCUGAGUCUAAAUUCACUCUCUUUCUUACUCCGAGAGGUUUUCUUCCUGGUACUCUGGCUUUAGCUAACUUCAGCUCAAAAAAAAAUUACUCCAAAUUCCAAUUUGAUUUGCAUGGAACGCACACUUAACGGCUAGCUCCUAGAUGCUUCGUGGGUGACAAAUUAAAUUCAUUUUACAUUUUACAUCAGAGUGAAACAAUUAAAAAAAAUCGUUCGAGAUUUAUUUUUGGUCGUUAUAUUUAUUUUACCAGAUGUGUGCCCAUAUUGAUCCGGUAAAUGGAGACUGUGAGGAAUUACAAUCAAGUUGUCCAUGGACACAAAUUGGAUGCCCUGUGACAAAGGUAUGCAAAUACUUAAGAUUACUUUAGUUAGGAGGGGAUCGCGCAUUAAAUGGACCAACUUAAAAAGGGAACUGUGGCACUGAUAGUUUUUUGCGUGCCGUGAAUGGUCACCACACUUAAGGAGAUGCCACGACUUUGCCUUGGCAGAGGGAUAUCAGACUACUUGUUUGUAAAGAAUGGCGUGGAGUGUGUGUUUGUUUGUGUGUGUGUGUGGAGCGAUGGGGAGGGGGCGGGGGGGGGGGGGGGGUAUAUAUCAGUGGGAGAUCUGAGAUUUGAUAUGCUUUUGUCUACUAGGGGAAAACUCUUAGUGAAGGGUCCUUAGCUUGUGCAGGUAAGAAAAGAAAAGUUCCCAAAAUGCUCAAUACUGAGUCGUCAUCAGGGUAGCUAUGAACGACUUUUGAAUCCACUUGAAGUUUGACUGUAUGCUCCAAGUAAGCAAUCAAUCGAUAAUCUGUGAGUGGGCUGUGUGUUUAUUAACGCUUCUGAGCCUUAAUACACUAUGUCGUUUUCGUUUUCUUUAGACUAUGAAGCUGCAAGAACGAAGGAAGCAUGAAGAGGAAAAUGCUUCCGGUCACUUGAUGCUCCUGUUUCAAACCGUAAUGCAGCUUUUCUCGAUGGUUGAUAGGACCAUGCGCGAAUCGGGUCAUUUGUCAUUGAAUGGAGUAAAUCUACCAAAACAGAAAGAUUUGGAACGAUAUGCAAAACAAGUUGAGAACACACUGAAAGAGAAUAAAGGAUUAAGAUCAAAAGUGGCACAACAAGAAGAAAGAAUACGGCAACUGGAAAGUUUUAAACAGAAUAGCUCAAACUCAGCAACAGCAUUUGAUUCAACGCUCGCCAAAGAGCUUUUACACAGGAUGACUACAGAAGAAGGAAAGACAGCCAAUCUCGAACUUUUGCUCGUUGAAGCAAACAGAUUAAAUGAAGAACUUCAGAGAAAGGUGUCUACCGUAACCAGGCAACAGGAGUCUUCGAAUGGAACAACUGAUCGGCUACAAAGACAGUUCGAGUCCAUGAGUCACUCACUAGCACUGCGUAAUGUUAUGCCGACAGAUUUGGACGAAUAUGUGAGGCAGCAGGAAGUCUCCAGGCACGAUGGAAUCUUGCUUUGGAAAAUUACUGAGUUCUCUAAGAAGAGACAAGAUGCCGUCUCCGGACAUCAGACAUCAUUUUACAGCCCCUGCUUUUUUACUAGUCGCUAUGGAUACAAGAUGUGCGCGCGAAUCUACUUGAAUGGUGAUGGUAUUGGAAAAGGGACACACAUCUCAGUAUUCUUUGUUGUCAUGCGUGGUGAGUACGAUGCGUUACUCCGCUGGCCAUUCAGACAGAAGGUUACGUUCAUGCUGCUGGAUCAAAAUAACGUAGAACACGUCAUUGAUUCCUUCAGACCUGACCCAAACAGCUCAUCCUUCCAGAGACCAAGAAGAGAAACUAACAUCGCUAGUGGGUGCCCUAAAUUCUGUCCCUUGUCGGAGUUAAAUGAUCAGGCGUAUGUCAGAGACGAGACUAUGUUUCUGAAGGUCAUAGUCGAUACGACGGAUUUAUAA
Porites lobata is the source of this 6842-nucleotide messenger RNA. NCBI's taxonomy places the organism in Eukaryota, Metazoa, Cnidaria, Anthozoa, Scleractinia, Poritidae. The record is from the annotation of a GenBank genome assembly.